Molecule: messenger RNA, 4010 nt
Organism: Nerophis ophidion (straightnose pipefish)
Lineage: Eukaryota; Metazoa; Chordata; Actinopteri; Syngnathiformes; Syngnathidae
Product: oocyte zinc finger protein XlCOF8.4-like
Exons: 2
Coding region: 264-1403 (379 amino acids)
Biological process (GO): regulation of transcription by RNA polymerase II
Molecular function (GO): DNA-binding transcription factor activity; RNA polymerase II cis-regulatory region sequence-specific DNA binding
Source: RefSeq, a predicted model, not a curated record
GUACGUCAUCCACGCGCAUGCGCGCAUUGCUCUGUCCUUCGGCAGCACUCGCGUCGAGAGGAACAACAUAACGGUGCGUUCUUCAAGUCCGCUUUAUUCCUGCAUCUCCACUUUUGUUUCUGUUUGGCUGCCGUAUGAAACUACACUUUCAUUAAUUAUCCGCGUUAAGUAUAAACUGGACUUGUCGCAGUGAACGUUGAAGCUAAUCAGGCUAGCUUAGCUCGCCAGUUAGCUUAGCCCGCUAGCUGCUAACAAAGACGUGCAUGUGGGCAUCAGAGCGCCAAGCAGAGACAAUGUGUCAAGUACAAGUGCUGCGGGACUUGGUCAGUCGGCGACUCAACGCCGCCGUCGAGGAAAUAUUUCUCAUGUUUGAAAAGACGAUAGCGGAAUACGAGCAGGAACUUUCUCGAACAAAAGAGGAGAACGUGCGACAGCGUCAGCUCCUGGACGCUGUUUUCAAGAAAAACACAGCAGACGUCUUUGAAGAGCGUCUUCUCCCUGAGCAGCGGGAGGAGCCACGGCCCCCCCAGGUUAAAGAGGAAGAGGAGGAACACGUCAUCAGUCAGGAGGGAGCGCGUCUUGAAGCCCCGGAGGAGGUCGAUGUCACAGAGGUGCCAUUAACUGGUGUCCUUGUGAAGAUUGAAGACGAGGAGGUCACAGGUGAAAGUGAGCAGGGGAGAGAGGCGGAGCCUCCGAGCAGCAGCUUAACUCAACACACGACAAGGGAAGCUGACGGAGACCACUGUGGAGGAUCACAAGCAGAAAAGCUCUUAGCGCCGCUAUCAGACAUUGACGAGACAACAUCACUCUCUCCUGACAGCGACGACGACGACUAUGGCGCUUAUAAGACAUGUCAGGCUGGCACCACGCACUUGAAAUGCUCUUUCUGUGACAAAACCUUCAAUCACCGCGGCAACCUGAAAGUACACAUGAGAACGCACACGGGGGAGAAACCCUUCAUGUGCUCAGUUUGCACCAAAAUAUUCUCCCGGAAGUCAAGUUUGAAAAUACACACGAGAAUACACACCGGCGAGAAACCUUUCAAGUGUUUAAUCUGCGGCAAAGGUUUUGUGCGGAAAUGGGACGUGAAAGUCCACAUGAGGACACACACCGGGGACAAACCUUUCAUAUGUUCAGUCUGCGCCAAAGGUUUCAAACACAACGUGGAUCUGAAAGUACACAUGAGAACGCACACUGGAGAAACACCGUUCAUGUGCUCAGUUUGCAGCAAAACGUUCACCCAGAAGGCAAACUUGAUCAAACACACGCGCAAGCACACCGGGGAACUUCCUUUUCUAUGUUCAGUCUGCGGUAAAGGUUUUACACACAACGGCGAGUUGAAACGACACAUGGGAAAACACACGGACGCGUGCGCCAUGACGGGUUCUCUUAUGAGUGUUUAAAAAAGACACACGUGGUGAGAAUAGCAGCAGCAAAUCAAGCUGGGACUUUCUAACACCAUCACCCCCGUACAACAUGUGUGACAUCAUUGUUGUGUGUGUGUGUACACACCCUUUUUUAUAUGCUUUUACCAUUUAUAGAUAGAUUUGUUAGAUUGGUACUUUUAUCUCAGUCAUGUACAUACAAUUGUUUUUAAUCAUGUGUAAGCUCAAGUUUGUUCAUUUUUCCUUUUUUGAUCCACUUUAUAAAGCGCACUGGUAAGAAUCAAUCAAUCAAUGCUUAUUUAUAUAGCCCUAAAUCACAAGUGUCUCAAAAGGCUGCACAAGCCACGACGACAUCCAUGGUUCAGAGCUCACAUAAGGACAAGGAAAAACUCACAACCCAGUGGGAUGUCAAUGCGAAUCAAAUAUUUAUUUGUAUAUCCCUAAAUCAUCAAUGUCUCAAAGGGCUGCAAUAACCACAAGGACAUCCUCGGUAGUGCCCACAUAAGGGCAAGGAAAACUCACCCUAGUGGGACGUCAGUGACAGUGACAAUGAUGACUAGGAGAAACCUUGGAGAGGACCGCAUAUGUGGGAAAACCCCACCCCUAGGGGAACGAAAGCAAUGGAUGUCGAGCAGGUCUAACAUGAUACUGUCCAUAGUGGAUCCAACACAACCGUGAGAGUCCAGUCCAAAGUGGAUCCAACACAGUAGCGGGAGUCCUGUCCUUAGUGGAGACAUCAGGAAACCAUCCCAAGCGGAGGCGGAUUAGCAGCGCAGAGAUGUCCCCGGCCGAUACACAGGUGAGCGGUCCAUCCUGGGUCCCGACUUUGGACUAUGAGAAACCUUGGAGAGGUUGUGUGUGUGUCCAACGCCUCUAGGGGAGACCGGAUGCAAUGGGUGUCGAGUGGGUCUAACAAUAUUGUGAAAUUCCAGUCCAUAGUGGAUCUAACAUAAUAGUGAGAGUCCAGUCCACGGUGGGGCCAGCAGGAGACCAUCCCGAGCGGUCACGGGUCAGCAGCGCAGAGAUGUCCCCAACCGGUGCACAGGCGAGUGGUUCAACUCCGGGUCCCGACUCUGGACAGCCAGGACUUCACCCAUGGCCACCGGACCUGUGCACCCCCUUCCACAAGUAAGAGGGGGGCAGAAAGGAAAAGAAACGGCAGAUCAACUGGGGUCUAUUUAAAGGCUAGAGCAGGGGUAGGGAACCUACGGCUCUAGAGCCGGAUGUGGCUCUUGUGAUGGCUACACCUGGCUCUCAGAUUAACUUUAGCUGACAUUGCUCAACACGAUAAAUAAUGAAUAAAUCCGCUAGUAAUCACAGUAUCAAAAAUAACGUUCAAAAUAUAAAACAUUCUCAUGCAUUUUCGUCCAUCCAUCCGGUUUCUACCGCACCUGCUCGGUUGGUAGAGUGGCCGUGUCAGCAACUUGAGGGUUGCAGGUUCGAUUCCCACUUGUGCCAUCCUAGUCACUGCCGUUGUGUCCUUGGGCAAGACACUUUACCCACCUGCUCCCAGUGCCACCCACACUGGCUUAAAUGUAACUUAGAUAUUGGGUGUCACUAUGUAAAGCGCUUUGAGUCACUUGAGAAAAGCGCUAUAUAAAUAUAAUUCGCUUCACAAUUCACUUCACUUGAAGAAGUCGCAUUAAUGGUAAAAAGGCCACAGGGAAGACCCAGGACACGUUGGGAAGACUAUGUCUCCCGGCUGGCCUGGAAACGCCUCGGGAUCCCCCGGGAAGAGCUAGACAAAGUGGCUGGGGAGGGGGAAGUCUGGGCUUCCCUGCUUAGGCUGCUGCCCCCGCGAACCGACCUCGGAUAAGCGGAAGAUGAUGGAUGGAUGGACAAUCGGCAAGAUAGGCUGUAGCUAGACCGUGUAGUAUUUUCUACGUAAGUGCUUAAACCUACAGUCCAGUGCAUCAAACUAAAUGAGCAGGUUGGAAACAUCUUUGUGUGCAAAUAGAAAGAACAAGGCCUGUUGGAAAGGUAUGGAGAACGCAUACAAACACGGGAGGAAAUAGGAGGGAGUGGGACAGCCGUGUGUUGUCAGCAGAACUGUGGAAAUGGUGUCUCCUGGGGAGGCAAAAUAGUGAGGGUUGUCCUUGACCAGAUAUCUCGAUCCCUUGGUUCAUUGUUGUAAAAUGUUCAUCACAUUCACACGUUCAUUAAAGGGGAACAUUAUCACAAUUUCAAAAGGGUUAAAAACAAUACAAAUCAGUUCCCAGUGGCUUGUUGUAUUUUUUGAAGUUUUUUUCAAAAUUUUACCGGUCUCGGAAUAUCCCUAAAUAAAGCUUUAAAGUGCCUUAUUUUCGGCUCUCUGCGAAGACACUGGCCAUUUCCCUGUGACGUCACACAGUGCUGCCAAUGUAAACAAACAAUGGGAAUACCACAGCAAGAUAUAGUGACAUUAGCUCGGAUUCAAACUCGGAUUUCAGCGACUUAAGCGAUUCAACAGAUUACGCAUGUAUUGAAACAGAUGGUUGGAGUAUGAAAAUAUUGAAGAAGAAACUGAAGCUAUUGAGCGAAUAGCUAUUGACGCUAUUCAUAGCCAUAGCAUGGCCGAAUAGCUGCGUUAGCAUCGCCGGUAAAAUGUGCGGACCAAACGAUCAGGACUUUCGCAUCUUGUGACAC